Molecule: messenger RNA, 885 nt
Organism: Sabethes cyaneus
Lineage: Eukaryota; Metazoa; Arthropoda; Insecta; Diptera; Culicidae
Exons: 1
Coding region: 1-885 (294 amino acids)
Source: RefSeq, a predicted model, not a curated record
AUGGCUUGUCGCAGAUGUAAGAAAACGGUCACUGCUUCUGACCGCAUAGUUUGCCAAGGAUUCUGUGGUGCCACUUUCCAUGUCAUCUGUGCCAAAGUUGAUGAUCCUGUGCGAGAGGCGCUGGGCAUUGGUGGCAACAAUGUAUUUUGGAUGUGUGAUCCGUGCGCAGAACUAUUCUCGAGUUGUCACUUCCGCGCACUGCUAACGGAUUUCAAUGGAAAAUGUUCAUCGUUUAUGCCGAAAGCGAUACAAUCGAUGAAAGAAGACAUCGAUAAAUUGCAUACAGCUUUAACUACUUUAACUGCGAAAGUUGAUGCUAAAUCGAAUACUAGCACGCCAUAUGCUACUCCUAUACCGUGGCCUAACGUUACUCGUUCGAAUGGUCCGCAGAGUACGCCGAAACGACGCCGGGGAAACAGUGGCAAUCCUGUUAGUCCACCUUCUACGCUGAACGCCAACACCUACGGGACCAAAGCGGUUCAUAAAUUCAAAUCCGUUAAUCUCGACCGAAAACAAAGUGAGGACAUGACAUGGAUAUAUUUGUCUUCGUUUCAUCCUUCUACCACUGUAAAGGAAAUCGCUAGACUCGUCACUGAAUGUCUUGUGCUCAAUGCUGAGGAACACCCUAAGGUUGUGAAGCUGAUCCCUAUGGGCAAGGACCCUGCAACGCUUAACUUCGUGUCUUUCAAAAUCGGGGUCAAGCAGCAGUUUAAGGACAAGGCGUUACGUUGCGAAACAUGGCCGGAAAAUAUACGUUUUCGACUGUUUGAGGAUUAUCGGACAAAAAACGCUACAAGGAUUGUAAGAAUUUCGUCGAAGGAAGUUUCACCAGAAAUGCCGCAAGUGGACACGGUUCCUGUUCAACCGAUAGAGGUGGACACAUAG